This is a messenger RNA of Rotaria sp. Silwood2, 555 nucleotides long. The record is from the annotation of a GenBank genome assembly. Lineage: Eukaryota; Metazoa; Rotifera; Eurotatoria; Philodinida; Philodinidae.
AUGGGCAAUCGUGUUAAUCGUCCAAGAUUCAUAGAAUGGGAUUUAGAUCAUCUGGAAAAAAUCACAACUUUAUCGAAACAACAAUAUUUAAACCUUUAUGAUCAAUAUCAGAACGAUGAAGCAUGGGGUGGUCAAAACAUGGAUGAUAAAUUAUUUUUUCAAAAAUAUGAUGAAAUGCUACCAGGCGAGCAGACGAAAGCAGAAAGUGAUCGAGCAUUUCAUACAUUUGAUUACAAUAAUUCAGGUAAGUUGUCAUUUGAAGAAUUUGUUGGUGUUGUUGUUGUAUUAAAUAAUGGCUCAACAACAUUCGAUCGAAUCAAAUAUUUGAUCGAUCAAUACAAUCCGACUAAAGGUGAUAAUCACAUUAGAAAAGAUUUUGGUAAACUGAUAUUUGAGCGUUUAAAUAAAUAUUAUGGUAUUAAUAAUGUCGAUCCAGCAUCAGCAUGGUCAGAAUUAGUUGGAAGCAGUGAAGGAAAUACCGAUCAAGUUAGUUGUGGCAAGUUUUUCGCCUUUAUUAAUGGACAUCCGGUUUAUGGUACAUAUAUUCAACAAUAG